GGUCCAUAAGAGGAGCCAGGAGAAGAGAAAAGUCCGUAGGCUGGUCGCUCGCGCUCGUAGCGUGUAGCCGCGGUACGCGCCGCGCAGCCUGUGUGUCCAUGGUGGAUUUCCUCGAGUGGAGGCAAAGUUUGAUUUUGUGGAGGGCGCACGCCCCGCUCCCAGCUGCAUAACCGACUGGCCUUUAAGCAGUCACGAACGAGCCUUCGCUCGUCGCAGCCGCAGGGAGGUACGAUUUUUCCUCGCGGCCGCUCUCUUCCCCUUUCCCUCGGUUUCUCCGUCGCAAUAGCCGCCACGGACUCGUCCCUGUACACGAAAUCGCGCGUGCAGUUUCAUUCACCGAUCAGUGCCAGUGACUACGUUCGUCGUGUUCGACCAUUUCACCCUGGACGAGGGAUUUCUAGGAGUGGAGGGCCAGGACCCAGGGCUGUCGCAAAAUCAAUUCCUCACGAUGAGUAAUCGCUGAAAGUGACAGAUAAUCAAACGAAGGUAAAAGAACCUUCACACAGAAUGUCGAGAAUAUUAAAGGGAGUUGAUGAACGCCCCAUGGACCCGGGGCUAAGACUCGGCACCACUUGAAUGCAAAAGAAAAAGUACAAAUGAGCAGGUCGCGGGAUGGGCAAAUCUUGGCUCUUGGUCCUGUUUCCUGCGACAAUGACGACAAUGACCAUGAUGGCGUACUUCACCGUAACAACGGCUACUCCUACUUCAGUGUCGUUUAUCUCUACUACAACCAAAACCGAUGCUCCCGACACAAAAAAGAUGGACAUCGAAGAAGCUCUGGACGUAAUAGAAGCGGCGUCAACUGGAUCAUUGGGUGACUAUUGCGCCACCACUGCUGGAUUUAAGUCUCUACCAGCUGCUGCAGCCCUCGAUCCACGACGUUACGACACCGCACGUCAGAAAGCCGACAUGACAGCUCUGAUGCUCCAAAAUUCGGGAACAAUGGGAGUAUUAAGGCAUAAUGUAUUUUUAGACGCCAUCGCGAAAUCUUUGCUGGUGUCGGUAAACGAUGCUGUGGAAACAAGGCUGAUAGCAUUAAACGCAUCCACGGGGACGGUCAUCAAUGCAAUAUGGUUGGAAAGAAGCCCGGGUAGCGUCGGUGAGCCCUCAAAGGUUGAGAACCACGAACUCCAGCCGGGGUCAACACCAGAUUCGAGUUUACCGUGGUUUGAGAAUGCUGGUACCUCUACGGAAUUGAGGGGUUGGUGGACCAUCCCGUAUUUCUCUUGCAAAAGUCAUCGCUGGUUGAUCUCCUACAGCGUUAAUAUCCUUCCGCUGGACGCUCGACAUGGGGUUCGAGAAUUCUUAAGCGUGGACAUUGAUAUAAGCGGGCUAGAGGUGAACCAAUGUGAAGGAUCAUCACAUCAAAAUGAAAAUGAGAUUCUCAACAAUCAAAUAGCAUCGUUUAAGGGUACUCACAAGUGUCACAACGAUACAACGCAGUGUGAAUAUCAGAGUGCAAAUAAUGUUGGCGUCGGUAGUAGGUGGACAAAGGGCGCGUAUGUCUGCAAAUGUCGGAAAGGCUUUUAUAGUCCAAGUCAACAUCGGUCUGGUUUUGAUGGAAUUCUCGUUGAAGCCGCUUGGAGAGAGAUGCAAGAAAAUGUAAGCGAUGCUUACGCAAAGGUGUUCCGCUGCUUACGUUGCGCGCCUGGAUGUACCAAGUGUAAAGGGCCUGAACCGUGUUUAGCUACUUACCAUUGGCCAUUUAGUACGCUCGUCCAAAACGAUUUAGGGUUCGGUAAUGCAGACCAUGUCAUAAACGCCGAGGACCCGGAGGAUGAUUUAGAAAAAAUCAACGUGAACAAGUUUGGUUUUUUCCAAACUCUUGAAAAUCCUGUUCCCCUUCCAGAAAAUAACGCCCAGGGCGUAAUGGAGGGGAGAAAACGAGGAAAUGGAGGGGAUUUCUGGCUCCAGAUUUUAAAGCCACAACAGCAUUCUCUUUUAUUGUAUCACAAUUUCAAAUAUACCCUUUACAAUUAUGAAGUGACUAAAUUAAAAAUGAAGUUUCAAAUGUUUUUUUUCCACAGAGUUUCCCUCACGUACCGUGUCAAAAGCGCACACAAAGUCAAACUCACCGACAAACAGUUGCUACAAUGGAUGGUUCCAAUAUUAUUAGUAAUGUUAAUUUAUCUUGGCACGUGGACACUAAGUGCACCACCGUACGCCGAGGUGAUAGCGGACAAGUAUGGUCUAAAAUUCUAUCAGUGUUCCUUUAAUUGGUGGGACCAUAGUUUAGCAAUCGGAGAGAUUAUGUUCCUUGCAUGGGGUAUUAAAGUAUGUUACAACGUCCGCAACGCAGAAAGUCUUUUCAACGAGGCCCGUUUAAUAAGCUACGCAAUCUACAACAUAGCAGCUGUGAAUAUAACCAUGAUCGCAAUUCACGUCUUCAUUUUCCCUCAUGCCGGGCCGGAUAUCAAGUAUCUGUUGGGAUUCUUACGUACACAACUUUCUACUUCCGUAACCAUAUUCCUUGUGUUUGGUCCCAAGGUAAUUCGAGUAUUGCGAGGUCAGGGAGAUCAAUGGGACAGCCGCGCGAGAGCGCGCGGAGUUACGGCAAGUUUUUCAUUAAAUGGAACAGGCUUGCUACCUGAAGAAACAACGGAUUUAAUUCAGGAGAAUGAAGAACUUAAGGAGGAAAUUCAGAAUUUAGCUGCACAAAUCGAGUACAUGAAGAUCGUGCAUAUGCAAAUGUACAAUCGCCACCUAAAACCGAAAGCUGGUGGCUACUUCAAUACUCAUGGCCAUGGACAUACUCAUCCGUCCUCGGCACAAAGUCCCAUCGCGAAAAGUUCGACAGCCAGUUUCAUAUUGAAACAGACAGCUGUGGAGCGAGGAGCGUCAGCGGCCGCAGCUGCCGCGGUCGAAGAUUCAACUUUUCCCUCUGGAAGCUUGCACAGAGUACGCAGAGUGGAAUUACUGAAGGAACGAAAAGCUGAAAGGGAAAGGGAACGUGAGAGGGGACGAGAAAAGGAACGAGAAAAAGAGAAAGAGAAAGAGAAAGAGAAGGAGAAAGAGAAAGGAAAAGAGAAAGGGAAGGAAAAAGCGAAAGAGAAAGAGAUAGAACAGGUGGAGAAAAAGGAUAAAGAGAAGGAGAAGGAAAAAGAAAAGGAAAAAGAGGAUAAGCAAGAGAAAGAAGAAACGGAGAAGAAAAAAGAAAAGGAGAUACAGAAAGAGAAGGAGAAGGAACAACUAAAGGAGAAGGAAAAAGAAGUUGAAAAAGAAAUGCAAGAGAAGGCACAGCAGGAAAAUGUAGUAAUGACUGGAGAAAAUGUCUGACUAGUGCUACAUAGUGAUGAGAUAUGGUUGUGACAAAUGCAGUGCACUAAGAAGAAUGGCAAAAUGAGAAAUAGAUGUGGUUGUGCAAAUAAAAAACACAAAAAAGGGCGGAAAUUCAAAUGGUACCCCUUAAUGGAUACGCGACGCGCAGUGUUUAUAUGAGCCGGUAUAGUUCAAUCAGUUAAUAGUAGAUAUUAAAAUAUUUCAUUUAUAUAAUUUGUUCGUGACUGCAAUGUUUUCUCGUAACAUUAUCGGAAAUUGUUUAUAUUAUACCAGAAGACACCAAAAUUAUUAUACGUAGUGAUUAAAAAAGUGUAACUUUUAAAGUUACACAUGUCAUUUUCCUUAUUCAUUUGUAUUGUUAUUAUUAUUAAAUAUUGCACUUUCAUGAACGUUACAGAAGACUAUCAAAAUUCCAAAGAUUCGUAUAUGUAAAGCCAUAAGUUAAAGAUCCUUUAUACAUUCCAUAAGCAACAAAAUAAUGUAUUAUUUAGUGAGAUAAAUUAUUCUUGUUAUAAUGUUGUUAUUUAAAGAAAUAAUUCAUAAAGCAAAAGAAAUUCUAACUGUAUUUGUGACGGUCAUUCAGUUGCAAUGAAUAUUUUAUUAUGACAACUCAAAAUAAAAGUAAUCUUAGGUUAUUAUGACUUUUGUCAUAUUUUCAUUUUAUUCAUGCUAUGAUGAACAGUAUUCUACGAUUCUUAUUUCAGUGCCAUCUCCAUAACACAUUUCUUUCGAAUUCUAAACCAAAGAAAUAAUUCUGUAUUUAUUUGAUACAAAAAAUAUUAUAAAUAACUUAUGAAGCCCUUCUACGCAAUUGUAAAUAGAAAAUUGCCAGUACUGUCUACGUUGGCACUUAAAACUAAUAAAAUUGUUUCAAUAUAAUGUAUAUUAACAAUAAUACCCCUAAUUUUCUUAUUGCAAUUGGCAGAUAUUAAAAAUUGCGUGGAACAUACCUGAAGUAACUCAAUCCUUGUGUCAAAUUCAUUUUACUUUAAACGAAAGGUCAUUAAUGUAAUUUAAAAAUUAUUUAUUAACUUAAUUUUGGAAAUAAGAGAUCUUUGUACGUUCAAAUUCUCUUAAUAUUCGUAUCAGCCAAAUGAAGUUUAAUUUCCGUUUUAUCUAUAAAUAAGUUAUUAAUAUUACGUGUAUACUCUUGUAAAAGCUAUGGUCGAAACAAUAUAAUUAAAUGCUCAUGUUAACUCUCAAUAUUAAUCAGUUUUAUCUGUUUAUGAAGAUUAUUCUUCAAAAGCUUUUAGUUGUGAAAAACAGCUCUUAUAUUUAUAAUGUAUAUUCUGUCUAAUAUUACUGUUAUUAAGCUUGAGAUUAAACAAUCAGAUUGAAGAAUUUUGAGAUAUAAUAUUAAAAACUGUGAAGAACUUGAAGCAUAAUUACAAUUAAUUUUCUAAUUUAAUAAUACAUUGUUUAAUAAUUGAAUUGAGUAAAACUUUAUAAACGAAUUGUUUCUAUAAAUAAAUAAAUUUUUCUAUUUUUUAUUUCAACACUAAGAGAAUAAAUGAUUUUGUUUCAACUGUAGCUGGUGUCGUGAUAUGUGUUCACAUUCGAAGAAAGCGUGACAUUGUUAUUGGACGGGGUAGCAAUUUUAUGACGGAUCAUAAGAUCCUCUCCCCACCGUAGAGAGCACUGACAAUAAGUUAUAAUAUCAUUUCGCAAGCAAUUGUAUCCUGCGUAUGCGAGCAUGCAUGAAUUUACGUCGACGAAUAAAACCAUAUCACAGUACGUAUUGAAUAAGAAUUGAAAUUAUCAAUUUCUAAUCGAUAGCGUCACUUAACCCUUUACUUGGCAAGUUUCGCGGAACGCAAUGGUCGCUUCGAGAUACCGUGACAGCGAACAAAUAAAAAAAAUGAACAUGAAACAGCAUGAACAAUGGUAUAACCGAAGAAUCAUCUAUAAUUCAUACUUGCACACGUUUCUUCUUUCACCAGAAGAAGUGGAACACCUGAAGUAUCAUGUAUGUUUUGUAUGCUACAAAAUAAAUUCUGUAACUUUAUGUAACGAAAAUAUAAAGAACUGAAAACAAACCUGAAAGUAUACGUCACGAUUAAAACGGAACAUAAAGGAACAGUAUAAAUUCAUGUUGUUUACAAGCAAUAUUUCCGACUAAAGGGUUAAAUAUUGUAUGCCGAAUAUAAAAUAAAAGAAUUUGAAGAACGAUUGCAGCAUUAGUAUCGGCGAAUUCGUCGAUGUUUCGAUACAUGUAUAAAUUAAGGGUGUAAGGAUUGCUCUGAGAGUGAACAGUUUUAUGUAUUGGCGCGCAAAUUCGUAGUAAAAUACCUUUUUUCCAUGAAUAAUAUAAAUCUCGGUUGUAUUUAAGAUUGGUCAUUUUUCGAUGAUUCCCGUGUGUUCAUUCUUUUCCGAUUUGAAAUGUGAUAAAACGAAUACUUGAAUUUAUUUUGACCUUCUAUCAGUAUUAAUUAUUCAGAAUGAAAAUAUACAAUACAAUGUCUAACCGAUUUCUGUUGAUUGCGUGGCAUACUAUACUUUGUAAAAUCAAAAAAAAAGCGUAGGUGUGAGACAGUUGAAAGUACACAAAGACUAAGAGAAAUCGUUGUAUCGCACAAAGUAUCGAUAAGUAACGAGCACGUAAAGCACUUUAUUAUAUGAUUGGACUGUAAAAUUACAUUGGAAAUAUGUCAUAACGGACUCGCAUUUUAUACGACAAUAAGAUACAAUCUAAGAUAUUUUCUCGUUACUAAUCAUCUGAGAAGCUCACGACUUGUCAUCACGCGAAUGAUUCGUUGGUUUGAAUUUGAAUCACUGAAAAUUCCGCAUGCUAAGUAAUAAUGCGUCUGUUAUUUGUUAAGUGCUCUUGUGUGUGACAAUUUUGACGCUGAAGAAGUUAUACAUCCGACUCACUAAUUGCAUGUUGUAUUCUAGUACAGACGAAUUGAUGAACUUUUUAUUACAUCAAUCUUCAGUUUGCUAGCCAGUGAAAGAAACAUUUGCUAAUACAGUUAUUUUAUAAUCUUAGACUUUUUGAAGCUAUGAGGCUUACACACUUAUUCUUAACAAAUGUUUCUCAUUAAUUUAUUUUUACUGAAGACUAAUUUAACAAUAAUUUUCAUUACACUUUGCCUUAUAUUGGGAGAGAAUAUGUUAGAACAAUUAUUAUACAUUUUGUUGUAAAAUAUUAUAGUUAGGUAAAUGGUAGAUCUGCGUAUUUUAAUUUAACGCGACGAUCACCUCUUCUUUACGUUUUGCCUUACAAUAUUGAAUUACCGGUUGCUAUGAUUUUAAAAAGUAUUCAAUAAAUAUGAAUAUUAUUCCUUUUAUAUAUUUUAUAAGAAUAUAUUAACAAUAAAGUAAACUCUGACGAGUCUAAGCAGUCUUUCUAAAUCUAAGAAUUAUAUAGUCAUUUUUGUUCGCAGUAACAUAAUUGAAACUACCAAUCUGUGAAAUACAUUGUGUAAAUUAUAUAUUCUAUCAUUUUUGUAAAAAUAUUCCAAACAAAGUAAAAUGAUUUUGUUGGAUAUACAUGCUGUACCUAUUUCAUUUUAAUGUAGAUAUGCUCUAUAAAUUGAAUUUUUUUAGUGAAAUGUUCAUAUCCUUUUGCAGAAAUUGAAAAAAAAGUAUUCAAUAUAAAAAUGAACAAAUUAUUAAACCGCUAUAGGAUCGAUAUCCAUAUUUACGUUAUACUACUUACUUAUUUUCUUCAAAGUUUAUUGAUUUUUCGAUUUUCUUGAAAAGAUAUUCUGCAUUUUAUUAAAAAUACUCUAAGUAAACAUGAAAUACUUAUAAACUCAUGUAACUAUUUAUUAUGAAAAGAAUCAUUGUAGCGUACAUAUUUUUCAAGAGUGCACAGUUUUUAAUUAUUUCAUAGUUUUUAAGUUUGUGAGGUGGUUGAUGUAAUAAAUGAAGUUCGAUGUCUCGGUUAAUGGUGAAAUGAACUUAUGAUGAUAUGCCAAAAAAUAGUUAAUUAAAUAGUUAUACAUUCGAGCGCGAAAAUUGCCACACGGUUGGGGUUAAUCGUUCAAAUAAUUAUAAAUACGUAUCGUGUUGAAAUACACGAGAUGUUCAACAGCAACGGUAUUUGUACGAGCCUGCCGAGCUUAAAACCAUGUAUAGAUAAAGAGCAAUGAUCGAAAGAGCGAUCAUUGAAUUGCGAAUGAAUGUAGACAGCGACUCUUUAACAUCACUUUAGGGGUUUACAUUUUCACUGUGGACGUGAUUACAAUAGGUAACUGACCGCGGCCAACACGUAUCGCUGUUUGUGUCUAAGGAUAUUAAUCGUAUAUAUCGUCAUUGUUGAUUAUAUGACUAACUCACGAGUAUCAUGCCAUGUUUGUAAUUAGGGCGUUCCUGUUGAAUACAAUCGAUUCAAUGGAAAAUGAUUUUUCUAUUUUCCUUCGACGGAGGUUGAUUUACGGAAUAUCCAUAACUGGUAACAGUGUUAUUCAGUUAUACUUUUUCAAUUUUUUGUAAAUGUUGUGUGUCUACACAUACAGGGACCCACAAAAAUAUUUGUACAGUAAAGACACUCUGAUAAAAAUAAUUCUACUUCGUAAACGAAUCAUUUUAUUGCAAUGAAUAUUGCAGAAUAUUUACACUAAGCGAUGUUUAGAUUCUGUAAUGUAUUCAGUAAUUUGAAUAGAAAUUCAUAAUAUUGUAAUAUUUGGAAUGGAUGAAUAUAUUCGUGCAGUAUAAAACCUGCUAAUAAAUAACAAAGAAAUACAAAAUGAAAUCUUUUAUUGCGAAACGAGUGAAUUUCCUUUUAUAAUUGGUUUGCUGUGAACUUUUAUUUAAAUUACUAGAUAAUGGAAUAUAAAAUUUAUUUCUUUAUAUUUCCGUGAGAUGAUUAUUAGUUUAAACUUGUAUUAUCCACUUAUAGAGUUGUCGAUUAUAUCUCCUUUAUAGUUUCUUCACUGUAUAAAUAUCUUUGUUUGCCCCUGUACUUAUCAUAAAAAUGUAUAUUGUCAAAUUGUGAUUAUAUACCUUAUUUGCAAAAGAAUUGUUAUACAAAUAUGAACAUAUCUUAUUUAAUGAAAAUCAACGUCACAUUAAUACUUUCAUGUAUUCUCAUCUUUUCUAAAUAUCUCUACUAAUAAACUAAAUGCAAAACAAAUCAACUAAUACUAAUACACUGUUUAAAUAUUCAUUUACAGAAUAUUAUCAAUUAUAAAAAAAAUAUUAUAAUGUUGUUUGGCUUCACUGACAUUCAUUAAACUGCUUUUCGUUUUAUGAUGAAUAUAUAAUGUCACCUUCAUUUAAUCUGAAAGUUAAUUAAUCUGUAUUAAUAACUUGUAAUCUCAUGUAACUAUCCAACAUUACAGUAAAAUUGUAAUAAUUCAAGGUGAAUUUAAUUUAUUUAUACUGAUUUGAUAAAAUUGAAUAUUAAGUAAAAUAAUUGAAAUUUAAUAUAAGAAUGAAAGUGUGUGAAACAAUUAUCAAUGGUGUCCAUACUAGAAACACAAUUCUUUUAAAAACAGUUGUCUGCAGGGGUUAAUUCGACGAAGGAAAAUAGAAAGAGAAACGUUAAUAUUGCGGAUUGUCUGGAUCGAGUUUAUCUCGAGAAGUAGGAGUAACCUGCAAUAUAACUGCGUCCGUAUACAAACUGGAAGUACGAGUAGUUUAAUGGUAGAACGACGUUAACCGAAACUACCCAAGUUGUUACCGCUUAAGAAGUUUAGGAUAAACAUAAGGCUAAAGGUGAGUCGGUUGAAUCGAUGAAAAGUUUUAAAAAUGGAACGAUCUGGAUGCCAAAUGCCAAAUUGGUAUAAAUACGAUUAAAUGACUUCGGAAAGAAGACUUUUUAAAGAAAUAACUUUCCAGAAGCGUUGAUAUCGUCAUAGGUAUUUAAUAAAUGGUGUGUUCAUAAAAUUCUACAAAUGGAAAAUGAUAACGCUCUACACCAGAGUUGUCAAACUGUUGGCUCGAAACCAUUUUCCCUCUUGGCCAGGUCAGCGAGAAGCGACCUCUUCAUAAUUUUUUUCCCUUCUUUAAUUGUUGCGAAAACACCACUACGAGCAGGCUAGUCACCCUUAUAAAUAAUAGACAAGUGUAAAUACAGUGCAGCUCCCACGUUCAUAGCAGUGACAACCCUGCCAAAAGUGCACAGGGGCAAAGGGAGGCGUCCACUCGUAGUGCUCGCCCCGGUAGUUAUCGCGCACAGUGGCUCGAAAUCGUCAAACACUAGACAUUCGGUAGAAACACAAUUUUCUGUUUCUGUACUGUUACAUUACAUUUCUAUGUAUACUAUUAUUAGAUACUAUUAUUAGAACAAAUAUGUAUUUGCAACGUAAAACCGUAUUUUACCUAUAAUUCAAUAAAUUUCAUUUGAAAUUUUUGAUAUUUAUGUAAAGUAAUUUUUAGAUUUUUGUUCGUAGAUAAAUACCUUUUGUCUACUAUUUAUUAUUCUGUUGUCAAAUGAAUGGAUAUUUGUUCUACAAUAACAGUAGAAGUAAAAAAGUAGUAUAACACUACAGAAACAAAAAAUUAUUUUUCGGUCAAAUGCCUAGUUUUUGACGAUUUCGACCCGCUGUGUGGCGGCUCAGUUUCCGCACAUCGUUAUUAUUGGCCGAGCCGCGUGGUGAAGAAAUCAGACGGAGCAGAAUGCAACGAAGUGAGAUGUACCGUCCGUUGCAGUGAACCUGGAACUCGUGACGUCAUAGAGGUGAAUACAGUCGCUCCGAGGAAUCCAAUUGCAAAUCCGGAAACGGUCUUUUACGCUCUUUGUCGCGCAACCCGAUUAGUAUGCGUAAGCGCCUCAACGAAUCAUAUACCAGAACCGAAAACCUAUGUGGGCAAGGCGUGCAAUUUCGAAUCUGACCACUCAGACGAGAGUGGCAGGUUUGCUGCAACAAACGGUAACGAAUAUUGAUGUCGGAUUUCGUUUCUAGGCAACGGCGGCUUUCUAUGUUUACCGAAUCCCGGAGCACGGAUGCUCUGCUAUGUUUCUUGGAAGGACUAAGGUGGAGGAUGCGACUAAUACCCCUUGCCGCAGUGCAUUUAAACACUAAGACUGCAGGACGGACCAAAUUGACCCAGUUCGGAAUUUUUAUUUUGCAAGUAUUCAAAUUAUGAAGGCACGUUUGCGAAAGAUUUUUUAUUAAAUUUGUGUAUUUGCGCAGAUGCAAGAUUAGUCGGCUUUUCAAAUCUCAAGAAAUGUAUUGUUCUAAUUUUUAUAGAAAAUUGGAAAUUAGGCACUUUAAUUGCUCGGUAGUUUUAGUGCCAAACCUGAUGUCGCUGUUAUAAACGUGGGAGUUACAUUGUUGUUCCGAAUGGGACUCGGAAUAGUGAAGCCCGAAAAAGGCGGAAUCACCUUUUUCCCCCACUCCGCCUUACCUCUUCCACUACCUCAUUCCCCGUCAGCGGAUAUCCCCCGACACCAUCGCAACUACCACAGAACGCUGCGGUAAUGCCAAAGAGAGGGUAACUGCAAUCGCCUUAAUUUUCCUGAUCUAGCCGCACCGACUCGGACAACUCUUGGAGUAAGAGAGGGAUCCGACUGAUCAAGAAUUAAUUCUUAGAGGAGAGUCAGUUCGACACCCCUACUCUACAUGAUCUCAUACAUAUUUCAUCGAUUCCACCAUAAAAAGAAGUACGUUCGAUAUAAAUAACAUGUAGAUGGUAAUAAUAAUUUGAAAAGGAAAAGCAGGGGUGACGUUAAUCCAGAUAAAAAUAUCUAAUGCUAAAAGCGCGCACUAGUGAUUUAAUUGUUAUCUUUAUUAUAAAGUUUCUGAUUUAGAGUUGAUCUGUACUAUCGGUCCGCUUAGAGUCUGCUCAAUAUUCUUUCAAUGCUUUUGGUGAACGAACGUAAAAUGAAAUCAGACUGGGAUUCAUAGUGUGCACACAUGCGUUGUAGAGAAUUGAAAGAUAUUUGAUCGAAUCGUGAGUGGAUCGAGAGUUGACCGAUAGUGUGAAUCGACGCUUGAACAGUUACUCGCGUUUCGAUUUAUGCAUAUAUUAAUGGUUUCAAUUGCUUUUUGCACAGCACCUCUGCUCAUUAUAUUAUGUUUUGAUUAUUACUAUCAUAUUUGUUACUAUACAUAAGUAUUGUAUGUAUUUGCUGGUUUAGUUAAAGAUGCCAAGAGGUUGUUAAAUAAUAAAGAAAUGGUAAAACUAAUUGGUUAUAAGGAGGUCAAAGCACAUCAUUUUAUAAACAAUUUUAUGAAAUUGCGUGAUUUAUAUGGAAAAAGUACGUAAGAGAUUGACGUAGGAAACUGACGAAAAGAAAAAUUUCAUUAAUACUUCAAAAUGUAACAGUGGAAAGUAGAUUAACGGGAGAAAUAAAAGCUAAAUCAAAUCUUAAGAUGUCGAAAUGGCGUAUACAACAAAUAUUGUAAAAUAGAAAACACAUCGUAUGGAGAAAAAAAGGUUUCAAAUUUGCCUUUAACAUAACAACAUAAACAACCAAUACAUAAUUUCGCUAAAACUCGAUUUGGCAUUGCAUUUUCCUCAAAUCAUUCCAAUAAAAUUUAGACACGCCUGACCCAUCCUAGUUAAAUUUUUUCUUUGUUCAAGAAAAUGAUGUUUUUCCAUUCAUUAUUUCGAGGUAUGUGAAUUUUAACAAUAUUAAGUUUUGAUUGUCUUCAUUUCCGUUUUCGGUCUCGUUUCAUUCGGGCGGACAUUUCAGAAAUUACAUCUUAAUGAAUUCUUUAAUUCAUCAGUAACAUUCAAAAUUGUGUAUUAAAAGUUGCUAGUGCGCGCACGGCCGUAGCCACUAGGAAGUCGGCGCGAUCAAUUUCUUUUUGUUGACUACAUAGAGCGUUUAUGCAAAAUAUCCAUGUCGCCCACACUUCGAUAUAACUUGCGACAAAUAGUUUGAAGAGAAAGAGGGGCAGAGAGAAUUAUGCUUUCGAUGUUGCUGUUGUAACUUGACUUAAUGUUAGUUAAAAGAAACUGAAGAGAAGUCGAAGCGUAUUAAAGUCGAGAAACAUGCUGAUUCGCAAAGCGAUGGUGUUUAAUGGUCGGUCUUGUAAUUGAGACAUAUCUCGAGAUUAAUUUCGAUCUCGGACAAUCCUCCGAUCGUGAUUCUCAACUAUUGACAUCGGAAGUGUUGAAACUAAUUGUAAGAUACGUUUUAGCAUAACAUACAACGCGACGAAAAUGAAAUAUAUGAUUACGCUGACCGAAAAUAAAAAUCCGUGACUGUCCCACCUGAUCCUCCAAAAAAAUAAGUCUGUGUAUAAACGGAAACUAAUUUGUAAAGACAUAAUGUAUAUGUAAUUUGUAAAAACUUAAUGUAUAAUGUAAUAUAUAAUAUCAAAGAAUAUAAAGAUAAAUGGAAUUAACCUGAAUAUCGAGUAAAAGUGUAAAAUAUUAAAUAAUACCAUUGUUUGUUUGUGUUUCUACAUGAACCAUAUCUAAAUGGCUCAAACUGAAGGAAAGCUACAU
Nomia melanderi (Alkali bee) is the source of this 12627-nucleotide messenger RNA. Lineage: Eukaryota; Metazoa; Arthropoda; Insecta; Hymenoptera; Halictidae. The record is from RefSeq and is a predicted model, not a curated record.